Molecule: messenger RNA, 1323 nt
Organism: Trichosurus vulpecula (common brushtail)
Lineage: Eukaryota; Metazoa; Chordata; Mammalia; Diprotodontia; Phalangeridae
Product: T-cell-specific guanine nucleotide triphosphate-binding protein 2-like
Exons: 1
Coding region: 1-1323 (440 amino acids)
Biological process (GO): defense response; cellular response to interferon-beta
Cellular component (GO): endoplasmic reticulum membrane
Molecular function (GO): GTP binding; GTPase activity
Source: RefSeq, a predicted model, not a curated record
AUGGGCAAUUCAUCCUCUUCUUCACCUUCUGAAGAAAAAGCAAAGAUUUUGGCCUCAAAUAUAAACAAUUGUAACAAUCCAGAGACUAAGUGGAUAAGCUUCCUGCCUCAAGAAAACCGUACUGCCUUGGAAUCAGCCCUGGAGAAGGGGAGACUUGAUGAAGCAUUAUUUAUCAUCGAUAAGAUCAUUGAAGACAUGGAUAAUGCCCUCCUCAACAUUGCAUUGACAGGGCGGUCAGGUGCAGGAAAAUCCACUUUCAUCAAUGCUUUCCGGGGUGUUUGGCAUGAAGAUAAGGGUGCUGCUACCACUGGGGUCUUGGAGACAACCACAGACGUUAAUUAUUAUGAAUACCCAGAGCUUUCUAACGUAAAGCUCUGGGACCUGCCAAGCAUUGGGACCUAUGAUUUCCAGUCAGAGAGUUAUCUAGAAAAAGUGAACUUCAGUUGCUAUGAUUUCUUCCUCAUCAUUUCCUCAUCGAGAUUUCGAGUCAAUGAUGUGAAGCUUGCCAAGGAGAUCAGACAGAUGGGGAAGAAGUUUUACUUUGUUAGAACCAAAGUGGACAUUGAUUUGUAUAAUGAAAGGAGGUCAAAGCCCAAGACCUUCAAGAAGGAGAACGUUUUGCAGAGGAUACAAAAAAACUGCCUACAACGUCUUCAGGACAUAGGGAUUGCAGAGCCAGAAGUCUAUUUGAUUUCUAGCUUUGAAUUAGAAUCCUAUGAUUUCCCUAAACUGAGGUAUGAUUUGGUGGAAGACUUUGAAAAUUACAAAAUCGAUUUCAUUUUUCGGUCCCUUCCCAAUAUUUUGGAGAAUAUAAUUGACCAAAAGAAAGCUAAUAUUCAGGCAAAGAUCUGGGAGGAAGCCUUGAAGACUGGUGUAUGGGCCUUUGUGCCUUUUGUGGGUAUCUUUAAAGAAGGUAACUUUGCUCAAUUAGAGGAGCUUUUGACUGAUUAUCAGAGAAAAUUUGGAGUAGAUGAUGCAUCUCUCCUUAAGAUCUCCCAGGCAUCUAACAAGCCUUUGGAAGAGAUAAAGCUACUUAUCAAGUCUACAGAACUGCUGAAAAUUAAGGAAGAUGAACACAUCUUUAUCAAAAUUUGGAGGUUUGCUGAGACAUUCAACUCAGUGAAUGUAGAUCUAAUUGCCACUGGCCACUACUUCAGAAUGAGUUACUACACACACUUGUAUUUCCUUGAAAAAGUGGCCAAAGAUGCUAAAACUCUCCUCCAGAAACUAUGGGAAAUCUCUCUUCAAAGAACACUGGACAAAUGUUGUCCUUCUAGCCUUUGGCAGACCUGUCCAGGCCCAAUUCCCCUCCAUACCUAUUAA